GAACUUUUCGAACUGGAGGUAUAAGCUGUGUAAGAAGUUGGUUGAUAAUUCCCUCUGACAGCGAUCAGGUGUGAGAAAAUUUACUCUCUAUGUAUACGAGCAUAAAUAAAAAUAAUGAAUAGAAGGUGUGACGAGGAGCCUAAGCGAAAAAGACUAAAACAAAGCAGUAUUGAGGAGAGCUUCAAACGUCACCGCUCAAGUUUCAAAUCGAAGACAUCGCUUCAUCUGGCAGGUAUAAAUUAUUUAAAAAGUUAAUUGUUGGUGAAUGGGAUGUAAGCACGGUUUCGUAUCCCACAGAUUUAUUGGUUUCAGGGUUUCAAAUGGUUUGCUUAUGUUUCCGAUUGCUCGUGGAGUUUACGGAUCUUUAUUAAUAUGACAACAGCUGUGUACAGAUAAAAUCUUCCAGGUUACUAAUUAAGCUUGAUUAUAUAAUUAUGUGAACAUUCGGUCAAAAAUAAAACCAAGGUGGAGUGGACCACUUGGUCUGGUCAAUUAGAGUUAGCUACUUGAUGUAUUUUACUACUUAAUUGAUUUAGUAAUUUAGGGUUUGAUUUAGUUAGUUAUUUGGUGAUAUUGUAUUUGAAAAUCCAAAAAUGUGUUUGUUUGAGUGGAAGAUGCCAACCUCUUAACAACAGUUUCGGUUAAUCCACCAGAUUUCAGUCAUCAGGCUAAAAACCCCCCCCCCCCCCCCAAAAAAAAGGAUUCAUGAUCCAGAAAUUCACAUUUAUUUUUAUGGUACAGGUCAAAUUUGAUUCCAGGUUAAAAAUUUUUAACCUAUAGGUUGAUUCUCAAUUUCCUUUGUCCUCAAGGGCUAGAAGAGAUACCACAUGCACGUUCAAACAAGUUUUUGUUAACUCUUAGGUGUUUACGUGUGUAAAUAAACUACUUACUUACUUACUUACUUACUUAUGCCAACCUCUGGAAAUCAACAUUCUGGAAACUCCCUCUUUUGCAUUACCCCCUGAUUUAUCAACGACCAACCCCUCCCCCUGACCCCCACCUCCGCCCCUACCCCCCGAUAACUACAAUUCGAUCCAGUCCCUAAUUUAUCACAUGGAAAAGGCUUAGGACAUCAUAAAAUGAAGUCUUACAUGAAGUACAGGCUAUCACAAUUCGCUUUUAUGAUUGUAAUGGCAAAGUAAUCUUUGUUAGUGAUGAAAUUUCACGCAAAAAUGCCCCGGAAACCAAACUAUGAAUCAAAGAAAGUUCAAAUUUUGGGAGAAAAUAAGUCAAUUUUAUGCUGAAGAUGUGACGGCCUAUACGGGAGACGGGGGGAUUGGUGUCGUAUCCAGGAGAGUUCACGUGAAUGGGCCAAGAGACAUUGCAAAUUGGGAAUCAGCCUAGGUUAAUCAAAAUUAACCUGAAAUCAAAUUUGAUCUCUAACAUAAAAAAUUUGGUUGCCUUUUUCCUGGAAAUUUUAACUGAUUGAGUAUUCAUAAAGGGUUCCCAGUGGUUUUUCAGGAUCUGGGUCAGGAUUUGGGAUUUUUGAGAAAAGAAAGUAAGAACUGAUGUGGGAUUACUAUGAAUGGGCCACUAGAUUUAACAACUUUAUGAUUUAUGAAAUAUCAUUUCAAAGAACUAAGAUCCAAAAAGAAAAGAGUCACGAGCUGCAGUUUGUUAAAUAUUGAAAAAGGUUUCAGGUUGAUAUAACACAAAUAUCAGCAUUUUUAUUGAGAUCCUAUGUAGAUUUUAGAACAUAAGACAAUGGAGUUAAUGUUUUUUUCUGAAGGAGUUGCUUUGUCCUGUUUUUGUAUUGUUAGAUAAGAAUCAAAGGUUACUGUCACAAAUUAUGCAUCAAAGUGUAUCGUCACCAAGUGAAGAUGAAUUAAGGAAGAAAAGAGCUCUUCUGGCAGAUGCCGCUGAAAAAAGACGGUAACUUUCAGCAUAAUGUAACUUUGAUUUUAAAAGUUCUGUUUCACACCAAAGUUUGCAACAGAUUGUGCCAGUCUGCAUAGAUUGAUUUCAGUGGUAGUAUGUUGCCUCUUUUAUAGUACAUCCCAAAGCUCUCAACUAGCCCCAUAUUUUGGUGUUAACAUCUUGUUUGCCAUAGAGAGAUGAAAAAUUCACAUUUUUGAAAUUAUGGGAUUGGUUGGCGUAUUCAGAGAGAACAAGAUGAAAAAAGCCCCCUUUGCCAAAAAUCAGCCUGCUAGUGCAAAUUGGUGAGGAGGAGCUAUGAGCUCUGGUUGCUGUGAUGGCUCCAUACGGUCCAUUUGAAAUUGCCUUGGAUCUUAGCAUUAAUGAUUCAGGCCUACACUAUGUCAGACUAGAGGGAUUUGUGUGGAGCAUAAGAUUAAUCUCCACCAAUUUGCACAAACAGGCUGAUUUUUAGCAAGUGAACAUUUUUUGUCUUGGUCCUUCUAGAUGUGCCAACAAAUCCCAUAAUUUCAUGAAUUUAGUUUUUUUGACAUCAUCACGUCUCUUCAGUAUUAGCUGAGCUGCUUUCUCAGUAGAAUAGAAACACUAUCAAAGAUGUCAGUUCUACAGCAUCCCAUCUGUUGUGUGCAGCUUCAGGCUUAAUAUUAGUGUGCUCCAUGGGUUUUUCCUUGUAACUUGUCACUGCAACAAAUUGCCCAGAGUAUGGCAAGCUCAUUGUUUAAUUUCUUGCCUCUAGACAGAAGAAAAUAAAUCGCCACAAGAGAACUGAAUAAAUUCAGUGAUUAAUUAGUAUAGGUAAUAGCAUGAUUUGUAGUGAUAUUUGGCAUAAAUACCACGAGUGAUAUUUCCAAAUUGUUAUACGAAAUUUCACGAGCUGUUAGCCGAGUGAAAUUUGAGACAAUUUUGAAAUAUCACGAGUGGUAUUUACGCCAAAUAUCACAUACAAAUCAUGCUAUUAUUUGUUUAUGCUACUACCCACAAAAGGCUUGUAAUUUUCACAUGUAGGUAUUUCAAAUUAAGCUGAAAUACCACUGCUCUAAGCCAAUCAAAUUGCAGUAAUUUUUGAUGUAGUGGUAUAAUACCUUUAAUGGGCUGUAAGAAUCAAUUUUAUGGGGCUGUACACAAAUAUGUAAGAUGAAAGCUUGCACAUUAAUGACGUAAUUUUAAACCUACAUAAUGCAUCUGAUCUGAUCAUUUAAUUUGUUGCAAAAGAAUUAUUAUAGUUAUGAAGUCUUGUGUUGAGAUCUUUGAAUUUAUCAGGCAAGUGUUAAUUUUGUUAUUUCUUGAUAUAUCAGUUGAUAAAACCCUUUUUUUUGACAGUGAGAGUACCUCAAAUACUGCUGUAACAUCAGCAACAUCCACUGCUAGUUCAGAUAUGGUUCUGGAAGGUGGCAGCAAGGAUGGACUAAGUGACAAUGAUAACACCCUUCCUGAUGAAUUUGAUGAUUCUCCCCUUCUUUUUCCUGAGUAAGCAUUUGCUCCACUUACAAUUUGGUCUACAGUAAUUUCUGACAGUGUAGUAGCAAUCAAGCAAACUUAAAAUGGUUUUUUUGCUUUAUCUGUUCUUUAUUGAAUCAUUUGAGACUUGAGGCAAAUAAACCAUCUUCAUUCGAAACAUUGUGGGUCCCAGUGUUAUUUUUAAUUAAACAAUCUAUCCAAAUAAAACUGAAGUGCUUAUCAAACCUGUUCAAACCAACCCCUUCCCACCCCCUCCCCAAAACCCAACAACAGGCUCAUUCAUCUUUAUUGUAUGCCAGAAACACAUAACUUUUCUUCAAAGUAAUUUACAGUUAGACAACUGUAUGUUCAUACUCUGUAAAGUUAAGGCUCUUGAUAGAACUUUUGGUGUUUGUUAAUAUUAUAUUGUUUAGAAUUAUUUUAGUGAUUCGUUGAAAUAACUUGUGUUUAUUUGUUUCAUUUUUAUUUAGUACACCACCACAAGCUCCUCCAUCAGAAGAAAUUCUGCAACAUUUUGUGACAGGGGUGAGAGCAAAUUGAAGAGCAAGUACAUCAAAUUACAUUGUAUACUCAGAAUAACAUUGUGUUAAUGGCCCGUUUGUGUCAUUUUUAAGAACUAUUAAUUGACUGACAAGAGUUUCUCCUUUUCCAAAUCAUGGCAUUUCUAAACAUUAAAUUAGUAAUCCCCCUCUCCUCCAUCUUGAUGAUGAUGGCAGUGAAAACAUCGCUAAAAAAGAUAAAGGAAUUUGCAUCCUUUCAAACUUUAUCACGUCUAUUUAGAACCGCUCAAUUUGUCAAAUGUAGGCAACUUUUCUUGGAGUUGAAUUCUUAAGUGCUUUAUCCAUGUUCAAAUAGAGAAGGGAAAAUUCGUUGUAGUCCACAUCCUCCAUAAAACGUUGCAUUGGGAGGUUUUACGUCGUAGUCGUGCUGUGGACGUCAAAGAAAUGUACUAACAAGUGUGAUGCACAUGCAGAGCAGUUGUUUUGCUCACAAAACCAAUAAAUUGUUGUUUUUUGACGUUGUUGUUGUCGUCAUAGUUGUCGUCCCUAACAAGCACUCUAAAAAACCUUUACAAAACAACCAAGCACAUUUGUUAAUAAUAAUUUAAUCCAAGUGCAUGUGCCUUCUAUAAUGAUUGCCUUACUACACAUACAUGUAAUCUGUACUGGUAUGUAUUCAUCACCACAAAACAGGAAACAGUUAGAGUCAUAAUCAUUCUCUCUUUUUUUUCCUGUCCUCAGGGAGCGCCCCUUUCAAGCCUUAACAUAGUUCCUGUGUGUUCUCUACAACUUCCUCCUCUAGUUCCCCAACCUGACCACACUGUUUUAGUGAGAGUGAGUUCUUCAACAUUAAACUUCUGUUUGUAAUUUACAGUUAACACAAAAGUUACAACCUCUUAAAUAAUGCAGCUUAUUAUAAUCAAAUGCUUUCCCAGUAAAAAUGUUUUGCUCUGGCCAAUUACUCACUGUGGCAAAGAUAGAUAUUAAGAGUUGAAAAUAAGAGAAAUUUGUAUCUCCACUGCAAUGACAAUUCUCUUAUACAAUGUUAGUAGAAUUGCAAAAAAUACUGUGGUCAUUCCACGAUCAUGGACGUUACAUUUGCAUGAGUGCAGUUAGAGAAAAAUCAUUAGAACAGAUGCAAAAAUAACAAACAACCAUUCCCUUUUCCUUUGUUUAUGACAGAUAGGUGCUAGUUGCAUGUUGAGUGAAAAACUCAUCAAAUUUACUAUUAUGCAAAAAUGUGUAUUUAAAUAAAUAGAGCUGUCAUGGAUGUUACAGCCAAAGAAACCACAUUCUUAACUGCAAAUGUUAAACACUGAAUUCCUGUGAGUUCUGCAAGCAUAGCUAAAAACACAUGAUAUUGUUUUUUAGGUAAAUAGUGAUACUACAAUAGUACAAUUGCACGAUGACGUCAUGUUACUACAACUACCAGAAUCCUUGAGUUUGUUGUUUUCUUAUGCAAAUUAAGGCUAUUGUUCUUUAAUCCUCAGCGGGAUUGACAAAUUUAAAUAACAAAGCAAAACCGAAAUGAAUUCUGGUAGUUGUAGUCAAAUGUCGUCAUCGUGCAAUUGUCUUAUUACAAAGUGAUAAACAUUUCUUUUGUGAUGUGUGCCUUCUUUAAUUUGCUUGAUGACAAAAAAACUGUCAUGGAUGUUACAUUCUGGAUCAUGGAUGUUACAGUGUGUAAUCAGUGAUGUCAAAAAUGUAAAUUCCCUGUGCCUUCUUUCUUUCCCACAAAAACACUGACAUGAAAGGUUAGGGUUAUAUGUUCUUCUUAUCAUUGUUACAGAAGUAAUGUUAUACUACAUAAAGUAUCUGAUUUUGCUCACUUAUUUUUGUGUGUGUGUUUCAGGCAUCUUUGAACUGUAAUUUUGCAGAACCUCCAAAACCAUCUUACAAGAACUACAGGUAACAUACAGUCUCAUUGGCAAGUAUGUCAUGUGUUCAAGUUUGUAUGCUCAUUUCCUUUUAUUGACAGUUGAUAAUAUUGAUAAUAUUUAUAAUUUUUGCAAAGUGCCUUUAGGUAAACUUUGCAAAUGGGCAGUUUUUAAACCCCUGUGUCAUUUGCCAUCUAUGGCUUGUGGAUCAUGGCAGGAACUUGGAUUUCUCGUUUUCAUGCAUUCCCAAGGAUAUUUUGGACAAUAACCAAAUCUUGUUCUUAAAUUUUGAUAAAAUCUUUUUCCAAUCUUAAGUCAUGUUUUCAUUGAGGGUAUGCCACAGUCCACUAAGCAUCAGUUGUUCUAAAGGUGGGUAGUGCUAUCCACCAGAUAAAUCACUAUCCAUUGGAUAUAUAUAAGGGAGACAAAUAAUGCACAGUCCAGUGGAUAGCAUUAUCCACCUUUUGAACAACUGAGACCUGAACUGAAAAAAGUGACUUGUCACCUAUGAGGUUUACUUUACUUUGCUAGGAGGUUUUCAUAGCACUGAACCACAUAUAUGUUUCUGGUUGUGUUUGUUUUCAGGGACAAAUGGGAUAGAAAUCACGUACGAAUGCCUUGCUCCACGGAAAAUCUCUACCCAGGAGAGGUGAUAAUUUUUUUUAAAUGUAUGGUCUGAAACCACGAACAAAAUAUUCUGUGUUUGACUAAGGAAGUACUGUACAUGAGAAAGAGGAUGAAAGAAAACUUGUUUGGUAUUUUUCAAUGGGCUCUAAAAUAUUACAGUCAAAACAGGUCAAGUGCACCCACCAAGAUUCUAUUAAUGAAUUGAUUAUUUGAAAAAUGAAUCUGUUAGUCGUUCCCGUAACUAAUGUCAAAUUCAAAUCGGGAUUACUGCAUGCAAAAUGAGCAGUGAAUAAUUUACGAAAACUUGUCUGUAUUUGAUCAGAUUGAAAAUCUUUGAAUGAAUUAAAAUUUUUAGGAGACAUUUACAUCAAAUUCAGGGAAACUAAGCUGGUAGAAAUUUCGUAACUGAAUCAGGUGUGAAUUCACGGCUCAUUACGCAUGCAAGAAUGUAGAGAUGAAUCUGAAAUCUACAACUGCCAACAGACUCAACUUUCGAAUAAAAAAAUUUAUUAAUGGAAUUUUGGGGGGUACACUUGACCUGGCUUGACUGUAAUAACAGUUAAUGAUAAUAAUAAUAAUAAUAAUAAUAAUAAUAAUAAUAAUAAUAAUAAUAAUAAUAAUAACGUGUUGUUUUAGUCCCAUAUGCUAUGCGUCUUGUUGCCUGUGAGUUAUUGUGUAUUAAUGCGAUAGUGUUGGAAAUGACAGGCUUUUAUCAUUAUUGUGUCUUUUCAGAACUCAGAGAAGAAAGUUCAGAACAGAUGGGAGCUAAUAGAGGCAACGUUACUGGGUCCUAUAAGAAGCUCAGUGGAGUUGCAGGUGAGUAAAGCAAAGUCAGCUUGGGAUUUUUACACCAGUUGACUCUAACAUCUCAGAUGUUAAAUAUGUCUAGACCUCUUAAUCAUCUCUUGAGCAUAAAAAUGGCCAAUCAGUUAUGUGUUGCUUGAAGGAAAGAUAGCUUUUUUCCUCUAAUCAGGGUGCUAUUCAAAAGAUUACCAGGUAAUACAGUGGUGAUUACAGACAGAAUGUUUCCAAAAAGCUAAAACGACCCUCACUUUGGCUUGCAUUUGCAUAUCUGUUUUAACAUGGAGUUGACAUGUAAAUCCACCAAACUACUAAAGUACCGGCUUUCAUGUGCUCGAUACUCGAUACUAUUCUGUAAUACUAAUCAUAGACUUUCUUGUAGGAUGCCAUCUUAAAGUACAAUGCUCGUUAUUCAAAAAGGUGGAACUUUGAAGCCCUACACAGCUAUUUUAAUGAGGUAAUAGAUUGCAUGAUAUUUAUUGUAUUAACAUUUUCAAAAUGUCGUCUUCCUUAAUCAUUGUAUUAUUAAGUUCUCCUACACAUCAAGUAUUUUCUCCCAAAUGAUAAGCUAAGCGAUGUGAAUUCCAUACAUGACUGUGUCUUUCUUGUUUACGUACAGAUGUUGGACACUAGUGCAAGAGAAGAAUUCUUUGAGCAGACAUUACCAGCAAUAGUAACCUUGGCACUUCGUCUUCCCAUUUUGUGUACUCAGGUAUCAGAUUUGAUAACUGUUCUACUUCAUCUUACCAUUUCUUUACCCGAUAUUUACCUGAAGCAGCAGGAAGCGGUGGCAGCUGCCUGUAUGUACUGGCUUAUUUCUGUGCAUUCGUUUGACAUUGAUGAUAUUUAGUAUUAAAUGCAACUGAAAUAAUGUUAACUUUCUAUAGAAUAUCUGAUUUCUACUCUUCUUCAAUUUAUCUCAGAUUUCUGAAGACUUGUCCGAUCCAGUAAAAGAAUUGUCAUAUUUCAUAUUAGUUGUCUAACAAAAUUGUUGGAAGUGCCCACUUUAACUAAGUGCCACAUUUUGUUUCCUUUCCAGGCAAUUCCUCUUCUAAAACAGCAGCAGAACCACAGUUUAACAAUAAGCCAGGAACAGGUUGGUUUUUCCUUGAUUCAAUAAUCCUAUUAUUGUUAUUGUUAAUGUAAUAACACUUAAAACACUGGGACACCCUAGGAGACCUAAAAGUGAAUCACAUGCUUAUAAAACCCAAACUAGGACUAGGUUUUCCAAAUUUUGUGUUGUUAGUCCUACUAAUAUCCAAGGUGUUCCAGAUGUUCCAGGUGCUCUGUGUUUUAGGGUUUUAGGGAAUGCCAAAUGUUAAGCCUUCAGUGUUCUCACCAGGCUGCGGCCUUGCGGGAUUCCCGCAAGACAAAAUCGUUAUAUCAAAAGAUUCAAAGUCUUUAGUUUUAUUUCGUUGACUUUCGUUGGUUCCACAUACAAUGCAAAGAUUGGUGCACCCUGUUGCCAUAUUGGAUCAGGUAGGUACUUCACGUAGAGGACAGAUCAUUUGGAGUGCGGGCUCACUUUGUCCCCCUAAUUUUCUUACAGGGCCCCUAUUUCUCAAUAGAGGGACCCUGUUACUCCCCAAGGCAAAAUCCUGUUGAGAACACCGAGCCUUGAAAAGCCAUGGAGAUGUUGAUGUACAUGAAGGUACCAUACAUUAAUAAUAACAAACUGUUGCUGAAAAUUGAGAUGUCACAAGCUCUAUAAAUUUGGGCAUCUAAAGCCAGAGACAGUGUUGGCAUGAUGUCUGACAACACGUAUGUACAAAGCAGUUUGCCAUUCAUUAGUCUUGGCAUUCGGAAAUCUUUCACGGAAUUUACACUGAACAGGUUGUAAGAUCAAUUCAUCCUGACUGUUUGAACUUUUAUUGCAGGCUGCUUGUUUGUUGGCCAAUGCCUUUUUCUGUACCUUCCCAAGAAGAAACUCACACAAGCAUUCAGAAUAUUCAUUAUUUCCAGACAUCAAUUUUAAUAGGUAAAGCCAAUUACCUUUCUUUUUUAAAUUUUUUUAGCUUCUUUCUUUUAGACUAAAAACUGAAAAUGAAGAAAUGAUCGUCGCAGUGAAUGCAAUUUAUGCAAUGAACCUGUGACCUCACAAUUACCGGUGCAAUGCUCUACGAACUGAGCUAUGAAGCCACUGACGUUGGGAGCAGGUCAAUUGUGGGUUCAUAUGUUCCCAGGCAUGAAAGAAAUGAGUGUCAGAAAAAAAAGAACAUCAAAAAAUUGAAGUGGACAAAUUAUUAACCUAUGCAAUCUGCUUCAUGUGUUGGAUAUUUUAAGGUUGUUCCAAGGUGGGAAAGGAGGAACAAAUUCAGUCAAAACGGAAAAACUGCGAGCUCUUUUACAUUACUUUAGGAGGAUAACAAGGGAAAGUAAGUGACUUGGUAAUUGCUGUUGAUUAUUCCAAAACAGGUUUGGUCACCAGUUAUGUUUACAAAUGUGAACCUUGUGACAUCCCAGCUAUAUAUAACUGUUCUGUUGAGAGAGAGACAAACUCUUUUUUGUUGCUUUAUUAAAAUAUUAAUACUAAGCUUGAUGACCGGCUGCUUUUCGGAAAUGGAGCCCACACUGCUUCUCCGAAAGACUGGAUUCAAGAAAGGGAAGCAGAAAUCAAGUAUAACCUAACAAACACUGUACAGUGGUCUGUUAUCAAGAGUUAAUACAUUUACUAUAGAGACCAUGGCCAUUUGACAUCCUCUUUGAUUUUCAUUACAUUCACUGCAUACCGUAAAAUUCCAAAAAUAAGCCCUUGGGGGCUUAUUUUUUUCAAAAGCCCUUUUCGAGGGGCUUAUAUACGGAGGGAAAUUUGCGUUUUGAAAUCGAUUGGGCUAGCCUUAUAGUUGGAAGUAAAUUUACCAUUUUUGCUUUGUUUUACUUUGUAAUUUGAGGGCAAUUUUCCAAGUACAAGCCCCCAGAGGGCUUAUAUUUGGAGGGGCGAUUUAACAGAGGGUUUUUUUGUGUUACUGGUUUGGGGGGCUUAUAUUUGGAGGGCUUAUACAUGGAGAGGCUUAUUUUCGGAAUUUUAUGGUAUGUUGGAAAGAGUUCAAGCUCUUUAUACUACCUCUCCAUUUUCCUUGCAGCCCAGUCUCAACCUUCCCACAACAAGACUCAACAAAUGUAGCCUGCGUAGCUGGUGGUAUUGUGUGGCUGCGAGAUUAAAGUUUUGGCGGCGGAGCUGUGUUCCAAAAAAAGGGAGUAGGGACGAGGCGCUUGAAAUCUCUCGCGGCUUCACCGCUCAUGAUGGCUCCGCCGUCAAAUCUUACUCGACUAUAUUUCAACGACUCCACUGCCAAAUCUCACUCGACUACUACACAAUACUGCCAGCUACGCAGGCUACAACAAAUGUCAAGACCAUUAUUUUGAUGACUGGUUAUUUUAUCCUUCUAAUGGAGACAGACUUCAUGUUGUUGACUUGACUUGGUUCUUUGUGCCAUACCAUACAUGUAAUUUCUCGGACAAACAGUUAAACUAGAAGGCCUUUUGACUCCUUGCACUAAUGCAGAAGGAUAAAUAUUUAUUGCCUCUGGGAUAUGGAUAGAGGGCAUGAAAUGAAUAUCUUUGUGUGCAUAAUUUUGCAGGACUCACCUGUUCAGGUUCCAUCAGAUAAAAGCUGUUACUUAUUCGUGUUUAUUAAUCUGUUUUAGGGGAUAAAAAUGUUUACAAUGCAAUAACUAUAAUUUUCUCUUGUAUGUUAAGUAAAGGAACCAUUUCGGAUUCAAUGAUCACUCAACCCUUCUAUAAUCUCUUUCAUCACAGUGCCGACAGGGACACUGACAUUUCAACGGCAGGCUGUCAAGUCUACAGGCUUUCCUGUUUGGGAAAGGUAAAUGUUAAAGAGGCCAUUUCGUGACAGACCCCACCACUACAAUAUGUCACACAGCUCUACUGCCUUAGUAAAUUGCUGUAUACACUUAGUAAUUUGUUGCAUGAUUUAAAAACAAAAAACAAACUAGGGAAAAGCAGUUGACCAAAAAGAAACAAAAACCAUUCAUCUUUAUGUUUUCAGUUGUUCUGCCACCUUUGGUAAACUUCAUGUGUCUUCAAGAGGAACUAUAGAAGACAAUGGAGCAGGAUUCCUUCAGGUGAGUUCCUCUAACAGGCUGAAAAGACUAUGAAAACUCUACUCUCCCUGAAAAAGGUCUAACAUUUAAAAUCACUAGUGUUUAGAAUCUCUUAGUGUCAGCCUCAUUAAUUUAGAUGAUAGAACCAAUUCUCGUCUUUCACACCUUAGCAACAACAUGCUGAGUGACCAACCUCGAUUUUAUCCUAAAAUAUUUAUAUAUCAUCAAUAGAAAAGGUUAUGAGAAUUGUUAAAAGGAUCACUAAAGGAUAAAUGCUUUGAUCUUUAUCAAAUUCUCUCAACUAAUUAUUGAUAAACUAUAAAUUAUUUUCAAUUCGAGGAAUUGUAUGGAAAUCAGUCUUGUAUUUGUAUUUUGGGUUACAAUGUAUGCUUAAGCCCUUGUUUGUAAUUAGAGGCCCUUAAAAUCAGUCAGUUUAAUUUAAAAGUUGAUGUAGGUUCAAGUAAUAGCUACAAAACAUUCAAAUUUCAGGUUGAUUUUGCCAACAAGUACAUAGGAGGUGGAGUUAUAGGCGAGGUGAGGCUAUCUGGAGUGACUCCAGUAUGUUUAAUGCAUUUAAGCGCAGUUUAAAGGAGGUAACAAAAAAGACUGCUUUCAGAGCUAGCAAUCUGUCACAGGUGCUUCUGUGCAGUUUUGUAUCAAAGAAUGAGGAAUGAGAGUCAAAGACCAAGCCAAAACGGGGCUUUCGUCCCAUUUGUCAGGCAGCCAAAACCGAAAAUCCCAUUCCUCGUCAUUCCUUAGUCUUUCUUUGCUCCUAAACCACACAGAAACACUUUCUCUGCAAGCUGAGCGAUCUGUGGUUGUUCUGUAUGCCCAAGCAAAUUAGUUUUCUACCUUGUUCACGUAAUUUGGUGCAUAUGGAGUUUUCCUCAUGCAGGAAGUAUGUAUGUGCCCAGGGUUGUUUUGUUUUUGGCCCCGCUUUGGAAAAUAGAAGAAAAAUAGAACCAAAAGAAAUUUUUGAUUCCCCGCAUUGUUGUAUUUACCCGAACUUGAAAUCUUAGUGACAACCCUGUGUGUUGCCUGUCCCACUGAUAUUUUUCAGCAUGAGAGGUGCCUGUCCCAGUCAUGUUUACUUGGUUAUUUCUUUAUUACGAAAUAACUUAAUUACUACUAUGUGCACUCUGAUUGGUGAAUUGAAGAGGGUAACUCUCUUCGUGUUUUUGUUGUUGCUGUUGUUGUUUUUUGCAUUCUUCCUGUUUUUCAAGCAGCAACUCUGCUAUUUUAUCUUUGCAUAAUGUGUGAAAUCUUUUACCAUUUUCCUCUUCUAAACAGCUUGUUGUUGUUGUUUUGGCAGGGCUGUGUACAAGAAGAAAUCCGAUUCCUUAUCUGCCCUGAAUUGAUUCUCUCUCGGUUGUUUAUUGAACGACUUGAUGCAAAUGAGUGUAUUAUUAUAACAGGUAAUUUAAUCUACCAUAGCACCUACAUAGCCAAACAGAUUACAGAUCCACCACUACUUUGGCCUGUUCCAAGCUUUCAGUUAGACGGCAAAUAGAAAAGCAAGAAUAGAAAAAAUGAACGGGUAAGAACUGGGGAGAGAGAAAGUUCCCGCCCUUUCUUUCCCUGCUCUUUUCUUUGCUCAUGGCGACUUCCAAGUGCGUGGAGCAGAAUGCUACCCUUUUAUCAUCAAAACAGGCAAUUCACAGUACUUGUCCCUCAUAUCUAGCUGUAAACCCUUAUUAUUAUACUCCUGAAUCCUCGAAUGGGUAAGAUGAAGCAAAUCCUGCAGUCUGAUUGGUUACCCGAGCGGGGCCCAUCUUGCCCUGCUUGGGAUUUCCCGCGUUGUUCCCGCUAGAAAAAAAGUUCUAUUUUUGGCCAUACAAUAAAUCCUUCAUUGACCAAGCUUGUUGGGUCAAGAUAGCUGAUUGCUGGGAUCGUUCCGUUUUUAACCCUCCAGCCAUCUUGACCGAACAAGCUUGGUCAAAAACGUAUACCGGUAUAAUAGUCGUUGCAGAAAUAAUGUAAUUAACCUCUAUACAGUGUAGGAGGUAAAGGACAUACUAUCUGUGAUUCCUGGUAAACUGGAUUUACUGGAUUGUGUUUAUACUUGUUUGAUGGUUUGUGUGUGUAGGUGCUGAACGGUACAGUGACUAUGUUGGUUAUGCACAUACGUUUAAAUGGGCUGGAAACCAUGUUGAUCAGACAACUCGGUGAGAAAUUACCGUAUUUCCUCUUUUAUGUAAGCGCCCAGGAAGCCCUAAUUUAUUUCGGUGUUCCUCGACUUAGUGCUUUCUAGAAGCUUGGGGUUUUAAAACCUUUGUUUCAUUUAAAAUUCACAUACAUUUUAGCCUUGCAAAUUCUCUAGUUUAGCCAACAAAAUGCGCCACAAUGCCUAACAAAGUGAUAAUAAUUUUUUUUUUGAGGCGGGAGGGGGCUGUGAACGCAGUCUUUUUUGCGGCUGCCGCUUUUUUGCCGGAACUAUUUAUUUUUAUUCUAUAUUUAUCUAUUUGUUUCAAUCUCGCCAGAGAGAAGUAACCUCUGAGAAAAUGACAACAAAAUUUAGCUAUCGUGAACUGAACAAAGCUCGUUCAGUAUCUUGCGCCCUGUGUUUCCAAGGUUAUUUGUUUGAAUCCUUUCGUGGACUCUUGUGUGUUUACUGUCCCUGGCUUGUAACAUGCGGAAUAUUAAGUCUUUUUUAUUAAUAAGUAAUGUAUUUUUUUCCAGAGACUCGUGGGGACGGCGGAACACUAAGAUAGUGGCAAUAGAUGCUCAUGUAUUCCGUUGUUACACGGACCAACUUGAAGCUGGUCUGCUUAAGCGAGAACUUAACAAGGUAAUGUGCAAACUAUUUAACUGAUCGCUUCCUCUGCAUUUGCAAUUAUCUUGGGGUCUUGCGGGCGGGGUUAUACAGUCUUAGUGGGUCGUUAAAAUGGGAGGCACGUUGUCAUCUUAAGAAGCAGCGUAAUAUAGUGAGAGCGCCAGUUAAGGUAAAAAGCAACACUAAAUACUCUCGAUUUUUUUUUUUUUUUUUUUUUUUUCAGGCAUUCUGUGGGUUUCAUUCGGACCAAAAAUAUCUCCCAGCCAUUGCUACAGGUCAGAUAAGUUUUAUAUCGGUUAUUUUUAUAUAAAUUAUAUACUUAGUAAAUAGGCGCAGACAAGACGAGACCUUUGCGGAUUGGCGAUUUUCUUUAUAUAUUCGAGGCGGGGGGAGGGGAGGGGGGCUAUUUUUUGCGAUCGGUUCAGUUGGGUUUCUCACUGGGAAUUAAUUUUUGCGAUCUUAAGGAAGCUCGUUCAUGAUUGAUUUUGUUUACUAGGGUCAAAAGACAGGCGGGGAAUAUCCAGAAAUAAAAUACCGUUGUCGUUUUAAGUACGUAAAGUCGGUGUUGUCGUGCUAUUAUGAGCCCGCGUAGCAAGCGUUUCCGUCUGGUUUCGGAGCAAAGAAAGACCGAGGAACGGGAUUUUCGGUUUCAGCCGCGCGAGAAAUGAAACGAGAGCCAAAAAAAAUGAAAGAGGGGGGAGGGGAGGGGGAGGGGAUCUAACCCAAUGGCCCACCCCCUCCCCGCUCUUUUACUUGCGCCAAUUUUUCGCGCGGUCUUUGACUCUCGUUCCUCGUUCUUUGCUCCUAAACCGCACGGAAACGAUUGCUACGCGGGCUAGAUUCACGCUAAUAACAAUUGACAUUUCUCUUCAGAGCAAUGGCGAUGUUUUCUUUUUUUAAAAAAAAAAAAAAACGCUAUGUUUACACUAUACCGGAUAUGCACGAAAACCAUAUCGGAUAUAGCUUUUGUUCACACAUAAGAACGGUGAUUUCGGCGUGAUUUCUGUAACGGAACGAAGCUACGCCCCGCCGAUCUCUAAAGUGGAGAGUCACAUAUCUUAUAGGUACAAAAAGGUAUCCGGUGUAGUGUGAGCAUGGCCUAAAUAAUUUUGACCAUUGAGUCGCUUCUGCGAGUGAAAAUUUUGUGGUAGUUUUUAUUGGCAGGAACUUUUUUGCUGAUCGCGGGAAAAAGCGUGCGCAAAAAUCGCUGAAUAAAUGAGAACCGCAUAUAUACGCAGACAAAAUUCUUUGGUUGCUUUUUGAGAACAUAACCUGACUAACAUCGGUUUACUUAUUCAGGAAACUGGGGGUGCGGCGCAUUUGGUGGAGACUCGAGACUAAAAGGUACAAGAAAACGGAGUAACUUGUCUUUUUGCUUACGUGAUUGUUCCAACAGAUUACACUUUGCUUGAUCACAACUUCACUGUUUGCUCGCUCUGUUAUGUUUGUUUGUUUGUUUGUUUUUUUCGUUUAAACUAGGUAUGAAAAAAUUAAUGUCUAGCAGUUCAAUCCUCUCCUCUCCUCUGCCGUGUUUUUCCCUAUAACACCUAAUCUUCUUAACUGUACAUUUGCUGAUCGGUUGUUUUACCAGAUGAUAUCUGGACAUAUCUGUAUGCCAGUUACUAAUCUUGAAGGUGUGCAAAAGGCGCAUAGAAAAUGUUCACCACAAGUUAGCCUGGAAGCUGUCGUUUCCGUUUCCCCUUUAGCCAAGCAAAAGAUGCGCGGGAGACACGCGAGGAACCCUCGCGUGAAGCCCUCGCUUGGCUGAAAGGAAACAGAAACGACUGCCACACAGGCUCACCAACAGUCUCUUUGCAACCUCGAUCUGUGCAUCUGCGCCAAGGAAUCGAGAGACCCUGACAACCAGGCUGGUCCGUCCGUAACUCUCUGAGUUCACAUCUCGUGCAGGACCCUGAUUUCAUCCUUGCCCCACGCUUGACGUAAAAAACAUUUCGUCUUGCUCCUAUCCUAGAUCCACAUUACGAGUCACUUUAUUUUUGUCAUCUUCAGGUUUGAUUCAGAUGAUGGCUAGUGCUGCCUGCUCCAGGGACCUUGUUUAUUUCACGUUUGGUGACGUUGUAAGUUUCAGCGAUUUUCAUAUAUCUUUUCUUUUCAUCUCGUUUCUUCUCUUUUUCAAUCUAUUCUUUGAUACGGUAGUUAACCAAUAACAAUAAUAAUACUCAAUUCAUUUACUUACGGAACUUUACAAAUACUUGGUGUUUCUCUAGGGACUGGCAGACGAUCUCCUGGAUAUCCACUCGUUUAUAACAGAACGAAAGCUAACAGUGGGUAGGUAAAAAGCUUAGCUGCCGCAGGUAAUAAAUUGCUUUGUUAUCUGCCGUGUAGUAGCGUUCAAAGAGGCCAUGUUUGGGUAAAAUUCCGACAAGCGACAUAGCCUCGAAACAGCGACAAACGACGUAAAGCUGGCUUAAAUACCGAAAAAAAACGCGGAACGAGCGUAUUUGAAAUUUAGACUAGGGACAUACGUACCCCCGCCCACCUAUGAGGGCCCUUCCGGAGAAUUAUUUCUACUGAUUUGCAGUCAAGACACGUGUGCUCCUUGUUUUGUAGUUGCUGUCUUAUUGAAGUCUAGAUUGCAUUGCCUACGCGGGAGUUGAUUCUUUGUAUCAUUUAACUGAACCCUUGUUUUUUUCCGGCCUUUUUUCGCAGGUGAUGUUUGGAAUAUGAUUCAGCGGUACGGAAAAGAAAUUCGUGCGGCGAGCUCUGUGACCGUCAAGCUUUACGUGUUUAUGCGGCAGUUACAAGAUCAAUAUGAAUGUGACACUGACCAUGAACAAUCGGAAGACAAACAAGAACAAUGCGAAGCCACGUUAAGUUACAUUCUCGAACCUGAUUCAGAUUCCUACAAGGACAACACGCCCUAGAGAUUUUCACUGAAAUUGUGUCGAGUCCUUUUGUUCUAACCUUCCCUUUGUCCUAUACCCCCCACCCCAACAGCCGCCCGUUGAGGGGAGGGACGGGGCGAAGUGACGGCUGACAUUUCAUACUACUGAGUAUUUCCUUCUUAGUUAGAAGCGAAAAAUAGAACAUUGCGGUUAUUACUCCUUAGCCUCCGAGCUAGCUCUCCAUUUGGGGGAGAGCUUGCUCGCAGACUGAAAUACUCCUGGGAGAUUUAAGAAGUGUCACGAAAAGAGUAUCCACGACAAAUAUAUUUAUAUAGUACAUACUAUCGACAAAUUAUUU
This is a messenger RNA of Porites lobata, 17179 nucleotides long. Lineage: Eukaryota; Metazoa; Cnidaria; Anthozoa; Scleractinia; Poritidae. The record is from the annotation of a GenBank genome assembly.